This is a messenger RNA of Nerophis lumbriciformis (worm pipefish), 2743 nucleotides long. NCBI's taxonomy places the organism in Eukaryota, Metazoa, Chordata, Actinopteri, Syngnathiformes, Syngnathidae. The record is from RefSeq and is a predicted model, not a curated record.
CCGGGUACUGGAGCAGCUUCAUGGCGUGCUGACGGGGGAACAGGCGGCGCAUGAGAAGGAGGACACCUCCACCGACCACAGCGGCGACGAGCACGGCGGUGGCCAUGAAAGUGUUACAUGAAAGUCUUAUGACCUAUGGAGUUCCUCUCUUUGGUGUCUUAAACCAGCGACAGGACUCCUUGGGGAAGAUGGCUGACGCUGUGGUGCUCAAGCAAAAGGACUAAACCACAAGUCAAAAGGAGAUUUUAGGAUUUGUUAGAGAUAUGUUUUGUUUGCCGCUCCUACUGAUCGUCAUCUCCUCGACUUCCGAAGUACAAAGUAAGAACACGUGUGAUGUCGUCCCCAAAGAUCUGUACAUCCAAGUAGGAUCUGAUAUUCAGAUAUUGUGCGACAGUUCAUGUGUCCACGGAAAAGUGUUUUGGACACUGGAUAACAAAGCGUUACCCCAAAACUACUCGACCCCCAUCAACUCGUCUCGCACAAUCGUGUCUUUGAGGAACUUCGUGCGGCACAAAGCUGCACUGCAGUGCCACAGUGUUGAUACUAAGGAGCUUCUCGGAGGAACCACUAUCAAAACAUACGCAAAACCCACCAAUGUUGGCUGCAUUUUGCACUAUAAACAGGACUCAUGGGGAGGUGUACCGCAGCUUUUCACCUGCAGUUGGAAGCAUCAGGCGCAUGUCUCAGAGCACAUAAACUACACUGUACUAGUUUCCUCUCAGCUGCACAGGUCACAGUUUGAAAUCUGCAGCUCACGAAAUAAGACGUGCACAACCAAAGAUGUGCAUUUGUCAGGGAAUAUAACUCUGGUGGGCAACUACACUGUGACAGUGAGAGCUAAGACCAACAACUGGGAGGUUUACUCCCAUCCUUAUGAAUUUCAGCCCUAUCGCAUAUUGCAAAUUUCCCCGCCAAAGUUGAACCUAACUGCCUUAUAUGGCCACAUAUUAGCAGAGUGGACCACCUCAGCCACAUCCAAAAAACACCACUGUCAAAUUAAAUAUAACAAGGUUGGCGAUAAAGAAGCAUCAGAGAAGGUGCUCAAUAAAACUUUAGCAGCUAGAGCGAAAGGGAGGAUAAGCUUUGACAAAGUAGAGUCGUGCACUCACUACAACGUUUCAGUCCGCUGUGCUUUGGACAAAGCUCCCUGGAGCGAAUGGGGCCGGGAAGAAACGCUUUUGACACAACUCCAUCGGAGUGAUGUCAAGUUGCACCUAUGGAGGAAGGUAACAGAACCAGACCAAAGCGGAGCAAGAAAAGUUUACGCCAUGUGGACGGAGAUUCCGUCAACAUGCCAAGGCACAUUUAUCUAUUCUCUCCAUCUAAAUUCCAUCAAGGAUCCUGGGAAUUAUAUCAGUCAUGGCCGUACUUUGUGUGGCGAUUCGACAUGUAAGAUCGAGGUCAAUAAAGACGCUCACAAGUUAAAGCUCAAGGUCCACCACAAUGAGACCCUGCUGGCAGAGGACAGUGUUUAUGUUCCAGCUGUUGGAGAAAGCCUCCCACAAGUUGCAAACGUGCAAACAUGGAGCCUGCGAGGUGUAAUCCACAUCAGAUGGGACGCUCCCAUUCAGGCUGUUAGUGGUUAUCUGAUCGAUUGGACCCACGAUGGGCAUCAGUACUACUGGAAGGAAAGUAGCUCUACCAACACAUCAUUGUUUGGACUUCUGAAUAAAGAGCCGUACAACAUCACGGUUACGCCGCUGUUUGGUGACAAGACGGGCCUCAGCACUCAGGCCUUGCAGAUCUGCUCCACUGUAGCAGGUCCAGGAAAUGUCUCCAAUAUCAAUGUUGAGGCGCGUCAAAAAAGCGCCCAGGUGAGUUGGACAAUGAAGCCGCAGGAAGUGUGCAGCGGUGUUGUAAGCCAUUAUGUCAUUUUCUAUGGAACAGAACAAGGACCCCAGCUUAAUGUCACAGUCGAUGGUACCAAACAGUCAAUCCAUCUGAAAGAGCUUACCCCGGAUACUCAAUACAGCACCUAUGUAAGGGCUGUAGCUCCUACUGGGUCUAGCCAGAGCAAUGAGAGGCACUUCAAUACCAAAAAAUUUGAUCUGAUGAUUGCCAUACCGCUUAUGGUCUCCGCAGGUGUCGUCAUAGUCCUUUUGUUAUUUGUGGGGCCAUGUGCUGCACUUAGGUGCAAGAAAAUCCUAAAGAAGCAGGUGCCAAACCCUGGCCUCAGUUCUGUGGCGCUGUGGCCCUCGCAAAGUCAUCAAAAGGGGAUGCUGCUUUUCCGGCCAUUCAGCUAUCCAUCAGAAAGCCUCUGUGAACCCGUCUACAUGGAGGAAUCGCAGCCAUUUACCACCCUCGAUACCCAACUUGACCUGACCGCCGUCCCCAAGGAGCAAUACAUCGACCCCGCUGUUAUUACACAGUCCAAUAAGAGACCGCACGACCCAGAAGACACUUCCAAUCAGUCUCCUUCCACGGAAUCUGCAGUGUUGCUCUCUGAGGGCGGCAGUCCAUUAAGCCCAUACCGAAGCCAAAGUUCUGUAGAAAGCCCGAGCCAAAGCGGUGAUAAAGAAUGUAAGUGUCUGCUUCCAAUAUCGCAUCAGGAAUCAUCAACACCAUUGUCUGUUUAUGUUACUGUGGAACUAUUUGAGCAAUAUCAGAGCAUGCUAGAGAAGUAAAAGUGCACCACAUAAUAUACUGUAUUUAAUCUACAAUAAGGUAAUGUCAGUCAUGGUCAAAAGUUUACAUACACUUGUGAAGAACAUAAUAUCAUGGCUGUCUUGAGUUUCCAAUCAUU